Messenger RNA from Leucoraja erinaceus (little skate), 1302 nucleotides. RefSeq names its product GATA zinc finger domain containing 1 (gene gatad1). Gene Ontology annotation, molecular function: zinc ion binding; sequence-specific DNA binding. Gene Ontology annotation, cellular component: nucleus. The record is from RefSeq and is a predicted model, not a curated record. Lineage: Eukaryota; Metazoa; Chordata; Chondrichthyes; Rajiformes; Rajidae. Gene Ontology annotation, biological process: regulation of DNA-templated transcription; chromatin organization. The transcript is spliced from 5 exons. The coding region runs from base 49 to 792 and encodes 247 amino acids.
CCCGCCCGCCCUGGUUUCACUGCUGCCCGGGACCAGACGCUGUCGAAGAUGCCGCUGGGCCUGAAGCCAUCGUGCAGCGUGUGCAAGGCCAACUCGUCGGCCAUGUGGAGGAAGAGCAGCCAGGGCGAGAUCGUCUGCAACAACUGCGCCGCCAAGAGCCCCGGGCCUGGCCCGGCCUCAGCGCCCGGAUCCGCGCCGCCCGCACAGCAGAGCAACGGCGGUGGCAAGCAGGCAAAGCAAGAAAUUCACAGGCGGUCUGCAAGGUUACGGAACACAAAAUACAGGUCAAUGCCUCCCACUGAGAAAAAAGUUUCUACCAAAGGAAAGGGCCGUAGGCAUAUAUUCAAAUUAAAAAAUCCAAUUAAAGCACCAGAGUCCGUGUCCACAAUCAUCACAUCUGAAUCUAUUUUCUACGGGGGUAUUUAUUACCAGGUUGGGGACAUAGUGUCCGUAGUGGAUGAGGAUGAUGAGAAGAUAUACUAUGCCCAGAUACGAGGAUUUGUGCAGGAUCAAUAUUGUGAGAAGAGUGCAGUGAUUACAUGGCUUAUUCCAACUCAGGCAAGCUCCCAGGACCAGUUUGAUGCAUCAACGUAUAUACUUGGACCAGAGGAAGAUUUACCAAGAAAGAUGGAACAUUUUGAGUUUAUCUGUCAUGCACCUUCUGAAUACUUUAAAUCACGAUCUACUCCUUUUCCAAUUAUUCCAACCAAACCUGAGAAAGGGUACAUCUGGACUCGUGUUGGACCAACCCCUGCAAUAGCGGUGAAGGAAUCAAUUGCAAACUGUUUAUAGCUAGGGUGCGUAAUAGAUGUUAUUAAAAUUUGUACAUUUUUAUCUAGUAUAUCUAUAUCUUGCUGGAAUGAAAAGGCAAGUUAUGAAAAUUUAAAUAAUGUCUAUUGCAACAUCUUGCUAGUCCUAGAUUCUUAACAUUCAGAACAAUGUCAGUUUCAUGGCCAAAACCUAUUUAUGACAUAAGGCAGAUCUUUUGAAAUAUAAAUGAGGUGCUGCUUCUGUAAUACUACUAAGCUUCUUCUGUGGAACUAUACAUUGAGCCACUUCAAACAAAUAAGUGGACCUACUACACGCUAAAUCUAUCAGUGAAUAGAUUCUCGGAUUGCAUUUUUAUGAACCUUGUUUUGUAUAUUAAUAAAAUUUGUAUGUGGAAGCCAACUGUCUGUAGGGAAAAUCCACUGAGGUUUUGUUCAUUGCAUUUGGCAUGUUAGGCCAAUAUAGGAUGCUAUUGUUUACAGCUGUUUGUAUAUUUAAGUAACAUAUCACUUAUAUUAAAGCAUCAUGACUUGA